Molecule: messenger RNA, 990 nt
Organism: Cladocopium goreaui
Lineage: Eukaryota; Dinophyceae; Suessiales; Symbiodiniaceae
Source: the annotation of a GenBank genome assembly
AUGGCGCUUCAGAAGUGCCUGGUGGGGGAGCAGUUCACGGGCUAUUUGCACGUCACCAACACCAGCGGCCAUGUGGUUGACAAUGUUGGUUUGCGUGUGGAGAUUGAUAUAGGAACUUCCAAGUACACCUUGCUGAACACAGCUUCAGCCAGUAAGAACCUGCCAGCAGGUGAUUCUGUGGAUGCGUUGGUGGAACACCCACUGAGCACUGCGGGGACGUAUGCGCUGACGUGCAUCGUAUUCUACAGCUGCAACGGGGAGCAGGGUCAAUUCCGCCGCGCCUAUCGCUUUCCUGCACUGGCACCCUUCGCGGUGUCGCAGCGCGUCGUUCAGAUGGAUCGACAGCUGCUGGUGGAGUGUUUGGUGGAGAAUUCCACGGAGGGCAGCAUUUUUCUGUCCUCUUGGGGACUGGACUGUGCUGAGGGUCUGCAGAGCGAGUUGCUCACUGAAAUGGAUCCCAUCAUAGGUAGUUCAGGGCCGCUGCUGAAACAGCGCGGGUGCUUCUCGCUGGUCUUUCGAGUGACCCCACAGGAUGAGUCAGUUGACUCGGCCGCGCUGCGAGAGCGGGAGGCCGUGGGAGUGCUGAGCCUCUGCUGGCAGGUGCCCGAUGGUCCACGCGGAUGCAUGGAAGGGCACCAGAUUCAGGUGAAGGCUAUGGCUGUCUUCGACCUGGACCUUCAGGUGGUGCAAUGCCCCGCCCAGGUGAAAGUGGAGGAGCCCUUCAGCUUAGAGCUGCAGGUGACGAAUCGGACUGGGGAGCUGCUGCAGCCCAAAGUUGGCUUCGACCUGCGCAUGAUGGGCGCGGUGAAACUCCAGGGGCCGUGCCAACGGCCCCUGCAGCUGCAACCGGGGCAAAGGAAACGGCUGCCGAUCGAACUGGUCAUCACCGUCCCUGGCCUCCAUACCCUGCAGGGUGUGUCUAUUGCUUGUGACAAGGUGGGACCUGAACGUUUGGACUUCGGAGUGCUCUGCGAUUUGCUCGCCUUCUGA